Macrosiphum euphorbiae (potato aphid) is the source of this 1647-nucleotide messenger RNA. NCBI's taxonomy places the organism in Eukaryota, Metazoa, Arthropoda, Insecta, Hemiptera, Aphididae. The record is from the annotation of a GenBank genome assembly.
AUGAAAAAUUGGUUGAUGCCAGAUAAAGAUCCUUUUAAAGCAGCUUGCAAACAAUGUAGAACUACCAUGGUAGCUGAACUGACAAAUUUAAAAUCCCAUGCAAAAGGGAUUAAACAUAAACAGAUGGAAGCUGCUGAGCAUACUAUUCCUUUUUUAGCAGCAGAUCAUUUACCUGAUUUAUUAAAAGAAUGUUUUCCGGAUUCAAAAAUUGUUCAAGGUAUUAAUAUGAAAAGAACUAAAACGAGUGCAAUAGUAAAAAAUGUAAUUGGUGUAACAGCAAAGGAAGAGCUAUCAGAUAUUUUAAAAACAAGAAAAUUCAGCAUCUUAACAGAUGAGUCCACAGAUAUUUCAUCGGUUAAGACAUCAUGUGUUGUUGUAAGGUAUUUUAAUCAAAAAACUAAAAUUGUAGUGAGUAAGUUUUGGGAUUUACAUCCCGUUUACACUGAAAAUGCAUGUAUAGCUACUGCUGAAAGAUUGUUUACUUUGUUGAUGGAAUCAUUUUCAAAAUUUAACAUUCCUGAAGCUAAUAUUAUUGGGUUUGGAUCUGAUGGUUGUAAUGUGAUGAUGGGCGCUUCAAACUCAGUUGCAUCUCGUUUUAAAGAAAAAUUUCCGGGCAUAUUCGUUCUUAAAUGUGUUUGCCACUCUGCACAUUUAUGUGCAAGUGACGCUUGCAAAGAGCUUCCUCAAAAUUGUGAAGAUUUUGCUAGAAAUGUUUUCAAUUUUUUAAAAAGUAGCUCUAAACGACAAGCUGAAUUUUUACAAUUUCAAUCAUUCUUGCAAGUUGAACCUCACAAAAUAUUGCACCCAUCGCAAACUCGUUGGCUGUCAUUAAAUUUAGUUAUUGGAAGGAUUCUCGAACAAUGGCAAGCACUAAAAUUAUAUUUUACUGACAUUUGGUUAAAUCAGCGCUUGCUGUGUGCAGAACAUAUUUACAAAGCUUUAAAUAAUCCAUUCACAAAACUAUAUUUUUACUUUUUGGAAUGGAUAUUACCAAAGUUCACAAGAUUUAAUCUCUAUUUUCAAACCCAAAAAGUUGUGAUAACUGAACUUCAUGACAUGGUUAUUGAACUUUACCAAGUUGUAUUGUUGUGUUUCUUGAAACGAGAAUAUGUGACACAAAAUCUUACAGAUGUUAACCCGAAAAAUAGUCAAUAUCAAGUCAUUGAUAGAAACUUGUAUUUAGGUGCUAAAGUUAUGUUGCACAUUGACGAUAAAGAAAUAGUAGAUAAUAAUAUUUGUAGAAAAGAUUUUUUCGAAAGAUGCUGGAAGUUUUUACAGAAUGCAUCCUGUGAAAUUAAAAAAAGGUAUAAUAUGAGUGAUGAAGUACUAUCAAAAUUGUCAAUUUUAAAGCCACAAAAUGCAGUUUCACUAGCUUACCGAGAAAAUUGUCCUUCCUCAAUUCCGCUGAUUAAAGUUGUACCAAGAUUGGUUGAUAAUGAUAUUUUGAUCCAACAAAUUGAUGACCAGUGGAGAAAUUUACCAAUAGCUUUAGCAAAACAUCCUAAUGAAGAUAUUAUUAAUUUACCAGUAGAUACAUUUUUGUGGAAAAUUCAAAAUUAUUCCAAUACCUUCAUUGAAUUAUGUACAUUUGCGCUUGAUGUUAUGUGUUUGCCCCAUGCGAAUGCGGAUUGUGAAUGGGUAUUUUAG